Podarcis raffonei (Aeolian wall lizard) is the source of this 577-nucleotide messenger RNA. Its product is annotated as granzyme B(G,H)-like. The record is from RefSeq and is a predicted model, not a curated record. The transcript has 3 exons. Gene Ontology annotation, molecular function: serine-type endopeptidase activity. Gene Ontology annotation, biological process: proteolysis. Lineage: Eukaryota; Metazoa; Chordata; Lepidosauria; Squamata; Lacertidae. The coding region runs from base 52 to 468 and encodes 138 amino acids.
GGCUGAAGAGUUAAGUGCCAGGCGUCUCCCUCCUUGGCAAACAGCCAAAAGAUGUGGAGACUCCGCCAGGUUCUUCUGCUACUGCUGUCCUUCUCCUUCGCCCAAACAGAUCCACUGCGGAGGCAGAAUCGUUGCCCGAAUGGAGCCAGUCCUCACUCCAGACCCUACAUGGCUGCCUUGCUGGAUUCCCAGAACCGUUACAUCUGUGGCGGAUUCCUCGUGGGACAUCAGUGGGUCAUGACUUCUGCACGCUGCGGAAGUGUUGAUAUGGUUGUCCUGGGAGCACAUGACCUCAAACAUGACGGAGAAACCUACAGAGUGGACGAACGCUACCCGGACAAAGAUUAUACGAUUAAGAACAACACCUUUUCAAAUGAUAUUCUUCUGCUCAAGGUACCACACCCCAAGCCUUUUUCUCACUCUGCAAGCACCCCCGAGGGCCCCGAUCCUGAAGGCAGAAGGAGCUAAAUGUCUCCUUCCAUCCCCAUGUGUGAAAUAUAAUGGACUCGUUCAGCUGAAUCCAGCUCUUUGGUCAUUAGUAUGAUCGGAUUAUUAUCAGUAUUUAUUAUUGUUGUUU